Ceratitis capitata (Mediterranean fruit fly) is the source of this 921-nucleotide messenger RNA. RefSeq lists its product as uncharacterized. The record is from RefSeq and is a predicted model, not a curated record. The coding region runs from base 172 to 780 and encodes 202 amino acids. NCBI's taxonomy places the organism in Eukaryota, Metazoa, Arthropoda, Insecta, Diptera, Tephritidae. The transcript has a single exon.
AAAUUUGUUUCGUUUAUAAAAAAUUGAAAAAAAAAAUUACAUAUUUCCAAAUAAAAAAUUUGUGAUUAUAAAUUUCGGAAAGAAUUCCAAGUUCAAAUAAUAAAAUUUUAUAUUAAUUCAAAUAAAGAACUGACCAAAUUCCAAUAUUCCAAGAGAAUAAACACAAAUCAAAUGACUGUCACAACCGCCAUUGUCACUGCGGCGCUAUUUCAAAUUAUUUUGCGCACGUCAUUCUUCUUCGAACCGGAGAAGGGACUCUGCUCGCCUGCGCCCACACUCGCCAGUUGGAUAUUUCUCAUCGCAUUAUUGGAUCUCAUUUCGGAUUUGUGUCUAUAUCCGGUGCGUUAUAUGCAUUUGCCAUAUUUUUGUCAGGUGAUGGUUGAAACGAUUAUCACAAUAUUUCUAACGGAAUUCGGCGCUGGCAUCGUGUGGUGUACGCUGGAGAAACUCUGUUGGCGUUUAAUUAAAUCCUUGCUACUCAUUAUGGGCAUGUCCACGACGACAUAUGCAAAUUAUGAAACACUCAUUUUGGGUCUUACGACGACUGCCAUCAGUUUGGUCAUAUUGGCAUUUGUUGGUCAGGCAACGGAUCAUUUUCAUUUAAUCAAAAAGAAAUAUCAACGCAUCGAACGGAAGGUGUCAUUGAACGUUGAGAUGUUCUGGGAUUACCUCAAUGGUUGUAGUACACGACGUUGUAAGGCCAUGCAUGAUUGUAUGUCUGAAGAUUUCAAUGAAUCCUAUUGCCCGAAACGUCGGCGCAGGCGUAGUAGACGGUGUUGAAAAAGUGUAUGAAUAUCAGCAUUUCCUUAAAUUUACCUUUGCCUCUAGUAGUCGCUCUAUUCUAUGACCUUUAUUUGUAAGUAAAAUUGUAUUGCAAUUAUUCGUCACGAAAUAAUAAUAAAUGAAUUUAGUACUAAACAA